Messenger RNA from Arabidopsis arenosa, 980 nucleotides. NCBI's taxonomy places the organism in Eukaryota, Viridiplantae, Streptophyta, Magnoliopsida, Brassicales, Brassicaceae. The record is from the annotation of a GenBank genome assembly.
CGUUAGUUGUUAAACAUCUCAUAUCCUAAAACGCCGUCGUUUUAGCUAUGGCGUUGAGCUCAGCUACUCUUAGACUUACCUCUUUAUCGUUCUCAGCGAAGAAGACGAAUCGAAACCCUAGAAAUCCAUCUCUCUCCUUCACCAUCACUAGCUCAUCGUCUUUUGACGAACCACCUAAACCUUCUCUUGCCUCUUCUACGCCACCUAUUCGCGUCUCAUCGAGCUCCACCCCCAAAGCUCGAUUCAUCGCUCGUCAGAAACAAUCCAUCUCCGUUCGUCAGCUCCAGCGACCUCUAAUUGAGUAUAUGAGCUUACCAGCAAGUCAGUACUCGGUGCUUGAUGCGGAGAGGAUUGAGAGAGUUGAUGAUAACACGUUCAGAUGUUAUGUUUAUACGUUUAAAUUCUUCAACUUUGAAGUCUGCCCUGUUUUGCUUGUCAGGGUUGAAGAACAGCCUAAUGGCUGCUGCAUCAAGCUCUUGUCCUGCAAGCUUGAGGGAUCCCCUGUUGUGGUUGCUCAAAAUGACAAAUUUGAUGCUUCUAUGGUGAACCGGGUAUCAUGUGAUAGCACUCAGGAAGGUACAUCAGAGCAACAAAUUAGUUCUGAUGCAGUCAUUGAGGUCAAUAUCGAGAUUCCUUUUGCAUUUAGAGUCUUCCCAGUGGGAGCAAUAGAGGCUACGGGGACACAAGUUCUUGAUCAAAUUCUUAAACUCAUGCUACCGCGAUUUUUGUCACAGCUCUCGAAAGAUUAUCAAGCAUGGGCUUCUGGAGACACUUCAAGGCAACCUCUUGGGACUGGCGAGAUCUGACAGUAAAGCAAAAGCUACUGUACCUGGUUCAACGAUCAUGUGCCUCCUCAAGUUCAAAUCGGGGAUGUUAGCUAAUUCUCGAUCUUUUUUAAUGUGUUAUUCGGGUAAAAUGAUCACAAAUGAAUCUGUAGUCUCUGGAAUUUCAACCAUUUUCAAUAGAAUACGUUUGUUUGU